GGAGGUCACUAACACACACACACACUCACGCCUCUCCGAAACCCCGCCCACAAACACUCGACGCACAUGCGCAGUGCCCACAGCGUCUUCUCGGCUCCCCCCAUUACUUCAGAGACUGGCCCCUAUCGCCUGGCCUAUAGGAGACAGUAGAGAGCGGCCAGGGGGCGGCCGUGCGGGGCGUGCUGGGGAUUGUAAGAGGCGUGACCCGCUGGUGUCAGAGCCGGGGAGCUGUACCUGCAUAUAUACAUAGCAGCUGUGGUGUGUGACUCCUCCUGCGCCCUGCUUCCUUAUACAUAGAAGUGGACAUUAGGGGGUUCCGGCAGUGUCCCCCAACUACUCCUCCAUUGUGUCACACACUAUUCCCUGUGAGCCUGGGGAACUUGCAGCCAAAACCCAACACCCAGCAGCAGCAGCAGCAGCUCAGCACCAUGUACACAGGCAGCAGCAGCAGCAGCAGCAAGAAGAAAAAGAUGUGGAGAGAAGAGAAAGAGCGUCUUCUGAGUAUGUCACAGGCUGAGAGGCGCAAAGAGCUCUGCAAGGAUUAUAUACCGCUGGACAGUGUUCCAUCGCUGCUAAAGGAAUUAAAGACACCAUGUGACGAUGAACAUCAAGAGAUUAGCGUCUUGUGUGAGAAAGUGUCACUUUACAAAGGAGACAUCACCCAACUAGAGGUUGAUGCCAUUGUAAAUGCUGCAAACUCAAGCCUUCUUGGCGGUGGCGGAGUGGACGGCUGUAUACAUAGAGCUUCGGGGCCAUUAUUGAGCGCUGAAUGUCGCACACUAGGAGGCUGUCCCACCGGUCAAGCGAAAAUCACUUGUGGGUAUGAACUGCCAGCGAAAUAUGUUAUUCACACUGUUGGUCCUAUAGCAAGAGGACAAUUAAGCGACAGCCACAAAGAGGACCUUGCGAAUUGCUACAAGUCUUCUCUCGCACUGGUAAAAGAGAAAAGCAUCAGAUCAAUAGCAUUUCCCUGCAUUUCUACUGGAAUAUACGGAUUUCCGAAUGAGCCAGCAGCUAUAAUAGCCUUGACCACUGCCAAAGAAUGGUUAAAGAAGAAUCGGGAAGAGAUAGAUCGCAUAAUCUUCUGCGUGUUUUUGGAAGUUGACUACAAAAUAUACAAAAAGAAAUUGACUGAGUUUUUCCUAAAAGAUGGAGAUGAUGACACUGAAGACGAUAAGAAAGAGGAGAGGAACCAAGUCAGCAAAAAGAUCAGCGAGGAUCUCAAAGGAACAGAUAAAAAUGCACAGUCACCUCCAACAAAGAAAUGUAAAGCCAAGAAGACAGAUAUGCAGGAAAAGCCUGAUGAUGCUGCAGAAGACCAGAAAGAACCUUCUCAAGAUGCAGAAAAUGUUGGUGACCGGAAGGAAGCAGCUACAGAUUCAAACACACAGGAAAUGAAAGAGACCAUUCAAGAUUCAGACGAUGAAUCUUGUGCACAGGCAGACAGCGCAGAGAAAUCGAAAGCAGAAAUUUCUGACUACAACGAAAAAUCAGGACAAAAUGAAAGCCCAUUACACACUAACGCGGACGUGGACAUGGCAGAAGCAUCUCAAGACCAAGAAGUUUCCAUGGAUAAAGAAAACAGAAAUGCAGAUGAAAUGAACAUUGAACCACAAGUUCAAAGCAGAGAUAUAACUAAGACCCUCUCUUCCUCCUUAGAAGAUGAACCAAAUGAACCAAACCAUGAAACUCAAGGGACCAUUCCAAUUGCUGAUCCAUGCAGUCAAGCAGAGUCUGAAGAAGUAUCUGAGGAUGUUCACAUGCUUAGUCAGAAUCUAGACAGACCAUGUGAUGAUGAAGAGGCCGAUACUGCUGCGCUAGAGAAAUAAGAAGAUAAAGGCGAACAAUGAACCGAGAAGACAGAUGAGAAUUUAUUCCAGUAGUAGAAGACAAGAUGUCGCUAGAUUGUUGCUUUCAGGGCUAAUGGUUGUAACAAUAGGGGUAUUACCUGAUUUCACUUUGAAUUAUCAUUUAAACAAUAUGAAUUUGAUGCAUUAUUUCCCUUCGGCUAUUGCUUUUAGGUUUAGGUCUUCCUUUUCUUUAAAAUGAUAAGCAAAAUCCAGGGUAAAAGAUUUCCUCUGGACCGUCCGUCAUAAAUUUCACUUUCUGAAGUUGAUGCUAAAGAUGAUGAUCUAUCUACUUUCGGCUUUAUUUCGGUUUUUCUUUUCAGAGUUUGCUCAGUGAGUUUACUCGGCCACACGUCAUUCAUCCUUGACAGAUCCAAUAAUGAGUAGAGGCAUCUUGUGAAAUAUCUAAUGCUUCAAUGGAUAAGCCUCAUGGGUUUCCUAAUGUGAUUUUUACUCCUUUUUAAGUUAAGUUAAAAAAAAAUCUGCUAAAUACAUGAAAACAAAUAAAAUGCACAAUUGUUUGAACUGCAA
Messenger RNA from Hyla sarda, 2378 nucleotides. It is a transcript of the gene MACROD2, whose product is annotated as mono-ADP ribosylhydrolase 2. Gene Ontology annotation, cellular component: nucleoplasm. Bases 429 to 1829 code for a protein of 466 amino acids. Lineage: Eukaryota; Metazoa; Chordata; Amphibia; Anura; Hylidae. Gene Ontology annotation, biological process: peptidyl-glutamate ADP-deribosylation; DNA damage response; purine nucleoside metabolic process. The transcript has 21 exons. Gene Ontology annotation, molecular function: ADP-ribosylglutamate-[protein] hydrolase activity. The record is from RefSeq and is a predicted model, not a curated record.